CAUUUUGUCUUCUUUUGUUUGCAGUUAAAUCCGAGCCAAUGAGCAGCAGCGAAAUCGCCACUUCGGUAGCAGACACCUCUCUAGACAGCUUCUCAGGAUCAGCCAUUGGAAGCAGUGGCUUCAGCCCAAGACAAACUCACCAGUUCUCUCCGCAGAUUUACCCCUCCAACAGAACAUAUCCGCAUAUUCUUCCCACCCCUUCAUCCCAAAAUAUGGCAGCUUACGGGCAGACGCAGUACACCACAGGAAUGCAGCAGGCCGCGGCGUAUGCUAGCUAUCCUCAGCCCGGACAGCCUUAUGGCAUCCCUGCUUAUGGCAUAAAGACAGAGGGGGGUCUGAGUCAGUCUCAGUCUCCAGGACAGACGGGGUUCCUGGGGUACAGCUCGGGGUUCACCACGCCGCAGACCGGACAGGCGCCGUACAGCUACCAGAUGCAGGGUGGCACCUUCACAACCACGUCCGGCUUGUACCCCGGAAACAACUCUCUGACGAACUCGAGCGGCUUCAACAGCACACAACAG
Messenger RNA from Gymnodraco acuticeps, 521 nucleotides. RefSeq names its product eyes absent homolog 1-like. Lineage: Eukaryota; Metazoa; Chordata; Actinopteri; Perciformes; Bathydraconidae. Gene Ontology annotation, biological process: positive regulation of DNA repair; cell differentiation; anatomical structure development. The record is from RefSeq and is a predicted model, not a curated record. Gene Ontology annotation, cellular component: nucleus. Gene Ontology annotation, molecular function: protein tyrosine phosphatase activity.